Eupeodes corollae is the source of this 3264-nucleotide messenger RNA. RefSeq names its product mesoderm induction early response protein 1. Lineage: Eukaryota; Metazoa; Arthropoda; Insecta; Diptera; Syrphidae. Bases 850 to 2694 code for a protein of 614 amino acids. The transcript is spliced from 6 exons. Gene Ontology annotation, cellular component: nucleoplasm. Gene Ontology annotation, biological process: negative regulation of transcription by RNA polymerase II. The record is from RefSeq and is a predicted model, not a curated record. Gene Ontology annotation, molecular function: histone deacetylase binding; transcription corepressor activity.
UUAUUCCAAAUCCAUAACCAAAACCAAACCGUUCGUCAAGUGCAACAGUAAGCGGUGCAUUCUCCUGUCUUUAAUAUUUGCAAAAAUUAAAUGCUUUUUGUGGAGUUGUAAUUUAAUUCAUUAAAAAGUGCAUUGAUAUAAAAGGUUUUUUUGUUUUUCAAGUUGUAAGUUCUCGCCUUAUGAAUCAAUACCGCUACGCAUAAUUUUGUGGAUUGUGUUUUGGUAACAGAAUUCCCCUGGGAGCACCCAGUCUACCUACGCCGCUGGGGAAGCGCUACCUACCACCAAGUCACGUGUAACAACUUUUCAACAAUGGACCAUCAACAACUCAGAAGCCAGUACUAGUGCUGGCACAAGCUCCGGUGCAACACGCGGCUGGUUACCACCACCCAAUACAGUAUUCAUUGUCCAUGAUAGUGACAGUGAAUAAAUAAUUCGACGCAUCUAAGAUAUUUUUGAAGAUCUUGUGCAUUAAUUGCACAAAACAUGAACUAUUUUAAUUUUUUUUUUGUUUAAUAACCUUAAAAGCACAUGAAACAUAAUCUGCUCCACAUUUGAAUGUGCAAAAUUAACGUAACUUUAUGUGAUAUGAAGUAUAACUUAACAUACAUAGAUAAAUGUUAAUUGGAUGGAUAUAUUUAUAAUUUAUUUGUAAGACACGUUUUGUACGCUGAAUAACCUUGAACUGAAUUACCUUAAAACUGAAGAAAUAAGUAUUAUUUUUUUAUAAAAUAUCAUUGGAUUUGAUUUAAAAGGUGAUCUUAUCAAAUUGUCAUCGUAAAUAUUUUGUUUUCCUGCUCGUUACUUUAUUUUAAAUCUAUAAAUCUAACAUAUUUAAAAAUAAAAAAAAUGGACACUAAUAAAAACGAAAAACAAAGUACGAUGGGAGGUGGUAAGCAACCAACAAUUGUAGCCUCACAGUCUAGCUUAUUGGAUUCGUAUCUACAAGAUUGUCAGCAGCAGCCAUCCUCGCCAGCAUCAUCGUCAACGUCGCAAACGACUGGUGAUACAACGUUUGAGCCAUCAAUUGAUAUGAUGGUUAAUGAUUUCGAUGAUGAACAAACUCUUACUGAAGAAGAAGCACUAGCCGAAUUGGAAGCACAAGAUCCAGCUGAUGAAAUCGAAACGUUGCAAAAAGAAAGUGAAAUACCAUUAGAAAAACUACUGGCCCAUUAUAGACAACACGUGGAACAAGACUAUCAACAGAGACGACAUAAACGUAAGAAAUCAUCUAAGAAAGACAAGUUAUCACGUUCAUCAAAGCAAUUGAAGUCUGCUGCAUCUGGACCAGAGACAGAAGCGUGUUCAUCUAAAAGUCAUCGAUCAACAUCAAAUGUAAAUACAAAUUCAACAGCUUUACCAAAAAUAGACGAAAUAAUUGUAAUUGAAGAAAGUGAAGAUGAAGUUGAGAUUUUAAAAACAGAACAAACUGAUAUUGAUGCUGCAGAGGAUGGGAGUAGCUUACAAGCAAAUGAAAUAGAGGAAGUUAACGUCGAUGAGGAAGAUGACGAUGAUGAUGAGGAGGAAGCAGAGUUUAAUGACUGCAGUGAUUAUGACAAUAAUGCCGAAGAUCGUCCACCUGAACACAGCAAACUUACCGCUUUGGCUUUAUUAUAUCCCGACAAAUAUGCAAACAUUCAAGAAAAAAUGGAUGAUGAUUGUUCCGAAGAAGACGAUGAUGAUUAUGUUAAAAAAGCAAUUAUGGUGGGAGCUGCCUAUCAAGCAAUAAUACCUAUUGGCCUUUCUAAAUACGGCGAUGUUUUGCCAUAUGAAAAUGAAGAUAAGCUAAUAUGGGAACCAUCACAAGUAAGCGAACAAGAAGUCGAAGAUUAUUUGAUUCGAGUUAAAGAUUUGAAAUCAUCUCCAAACCUAUUGGCACAAGAAGAUGAUCUUCCAUCAUCGUCAGCUUCUGUUACAUCGGAAUCAGACCAGGGCAUAGGAUUUAAUACAGUCAAAGAUGAUGAGCAGGCCUUACAUCUUUUGGUACAAUGUGGAUAUAAUUUUAAAGAAGCAUUACGUCGUAAACGUUUGAAUGCAGUUCCCUUAACUGGCUCUAUGAGUCUAUGGUCUGAGGAAGAGUGUCGAAAUUUUGAAGAAGGCAUACAAAAAUUUGGAAAAGAUUUCAGAAAGAUUCGCCAGACUCAAGUUCGAACACGCUCAAUACGAGAACUAGUUCAGUUUUAUUAUCUUUGGAAGAAAACCGAGCGUCGUGAUCAGGAUUUCGUUGAUUCGGAUACAAUCGACUAUAUGGAUGUAUAUUUGGAUUAUGAUGAGCGUGAUACUGUUUCUAAUGGUGGAUCAAAACAUUCGUCAUGUUUGUUGCCAAGCGAUACUUAUUUGACAAAUCAAGACCCACCUUCCAAGAGACACCAUCAUCACAAUUUUUCAAUCAUGAACGAAGCCAACCGUUCUUUUAGUGGUAAUCAAAAUAUUCAUUCUUAUUCGAAAAAGUGUUCUAAUAAGCGAUCACACCGUCGACGAAGUUGUUUACUAUCGGGCAGUAAAUCCAAAAACCAUCAUCAAAAUAGUUAUAGUUCUAGCAUUUUUAAAAACAAAUCCAACUCAGAUACACCACCAUCCGGGAAAAACUGCCGUAACAACUCCCUUAACUCUUCUCCCUCUGUUGUCCAGUCAGGAGCGUGUUCUUCAUUGACUAUUAACAAUUCACUCGGAAAUCAUUUGAACAAGAAAUGAUUUAUACUUAAGUAUCCAAAACUUAAAAUAAAAAAAAAAAAUAAAAAAAAAUGAAAUGACAAAAAAUAUAUAUAUUUGUAUAGAAUUAACAUAUACAAAUAUAUAUGUAUGGCUGUGGUGUCAAAAACUGAUAGAGCAAUACAUUCUGAGAUUUAAAUUUGAAACAAAAAUGUAGCAGGUUUCUACAAAAAAGAACUAAAAUUUCCGAAUAUUUAUAUUUUGUUUGCAGAUUUGUAUAAGCUGUAAUAUUUAAGCAGUAUAUUAUUUUUUUUUUUAAAGAGCAGCCACUGCAUCCAUAGCGUGGUAAAUGAAUUAAAUGUUCCUAUAUUUUUUUAUUUCUUAAUCGACCAACUUGUGUUUGUUUAACAACCGGCUUCAGGAUAAAAUACAAAUUGAAACUUUAAAUAACACAUUGUAUGAACUUGAAAUAUAAUAUAUUUAUAAUUUUAACCGCAUCUUAAUGUAAACGAAAAAAAGAGUAACAGUCUCUUUGUUUGCUAUUGUAUUUAUCCGUUGAAGGCUAUCUCAUGAAAUUAUUUCUUAUUAAAUGUGUUUUUGGUGUAUAACAUA